UUUGUGUUCACGGGGACGACUGCAAACUGUGUUUCUUGAUGGGUGAGCGCCGGGGCAGAGCUGAAGAGGGCCGUUAUCAGGCAAUGUUCCACCUUAAAAGAUUACCCAUAGUGGCAACUGUGCAUGGGUUCGUGGAGUAUACAUAUAGUGCCGCUCCGCCGGUAAGACACACACACGCACACACACAGCACACCUCGACCCUGCCCUACCCCGCCCCUCCCACCCGUGCCCAGCGUCAUGACCUCCCAGCGCUGCUUCCGUGCCGUAUUGACCGCCACGGGGGCCCUCAGAGCGGCUGCCCGAUCCGCCCCACUCAUAGCCUCGGUAAGAGCAGCAAGCAGUGGCGCCAAGAGAAGCGUGAGUCUGGCCGCCGCCGCCCGCCAGCAGGUUACCGCCCGCCAGCACGAGGGAACAGCCAACGGCGUGGUGUGGUCGGCGCCGCGCGAAGACCUGCUGGAGGUUCGGUUCGGCGAUGGCUCGGAGGGCCGCCUGCCCUUCGUGUGGCUGCGGGACAACUGCCAGUGCCCGCAGUGCUUCAGCGUGGAGGCUCUGGGCAGGAAGUUACUCCUCGAUGACCUCAACCUUGAAGUCCACCCGAAAACAGUGCAGGAGGGCACCAACGGGCUGACGGUGGACUGGAGUGACGGCCACAGAAGUGAGUAUCCCGCCCAGUGGCUGCGGGAGCGAGCCUUUACGCCCAACGCCCUCGCCAAGCAGAAGAUGAAGUACGCCGUACGCAAGGAGCCGUGGGGCGCCGAACACUGCCUCAGGAACUUCGACUACAAUACACUGAUGUCGGACGACCGCGAGCUGCUGGACUGGCUGCUGACCAUGGAGCGGCAGGGCUCGGCCAUGGUGAGGAACACGCCUAGGAAGGACGUGGCGGGGCCGGAGCUCAUUGAACACAUCGCCUACGUCAAGCAGUCCCACUACGGACCUCACUCGCCCGUCAUCAACCGGCCCAACACCAACAACGUGGCCUUCACCAACGCCAAGCUCGGCAUGCACAACGACCUGCCGCAGUACGAACACAUGCCCGGGAUCAUCUUCAUCCAGUGCGUGGAGCAGCAUCCCGGCGCCGGCGGCGAGAGCGUCGUCACCGACGGUCUGUUCGCCGCCGAGGAGCUGCGCAGAAACUGCCCGGAAGACUUCCGCAUCCUGGCCACCACCGACAUGUACUUCUGGGACAAGGGCCACGCCAACUACAGCUGGGAGAUGCCGGAGUUCCACAAGAUCGCCAAGUUCCCGGUCAUCAGGGUGAACGGCAACAACGAGGUGGUGCAGAUCGCCGUCAACAACGCCAUCCGCGACUCUCACAUGGACCUUCCCGCCCACGAGGUCAAAAGGUACUACGCCGCCUAUAAGCGAUUCCACGAGAUUCUCUACGCCAACGCCAUCACCUUCAAGAUGGAGGCGGGAGACAUGAUGACGCUGGACAACGUGCGGUGCCUGCACGGGCGGGAGGGAUACGAGGCCAACAGUGCUCGCCACAUCGAGUCCUCUUACCUCGACUGGGACGAGGCGCGCUGCCGCAGACGCCGCCUGCAGGAGCAGUAUUAAGUGCGGGUCAGGAAUGUUUUACUGUAUGUUGACUCCAAUUAAUUUACGCAUCACAUAAUUUGUACAUGAGGAAAAUAAUUAAUCGUUUACGGAUGGUGGCAGUGACAAGCGUGUGUACCAGUGUUACCAUCGCGGUGGGCACCACAUUUAUUAGUUACAAUACACUGAAGCUAUGAGUGUUGUGAUGAAACGCUGUUGUAGGCUGGGCGACGCAACGCUCUCGGGGUGUAAGUCUCCACUGAUUGAUUGACUGAUGGGUUGAUUAACUGAUUGAUGUUUCUCGAGUCUCUGUGCGGCCCGCCCGUCCGCCUGCCCGCCUGUUCGUUCCUGUCCAAAGCCUGACCUUCCCCUGCCCUCUCACAAACAGCCCGUCAGUCGUCCGAGCCUCAUUGUUAGCCUCCCUUGCCUGUGUGAGUCGUCUUCUAAAGUUAAGCUUCCCGUUGUACGUGCAUGUGAGGAACGUUUUCUGUACUGUGUCUUAGCGUAGCCGGGAGGUAUACGAGUGUACCAAAUGAUGUUUGGAAGUAAUAUUUUUAAGACACCGUACAUAUAUAUGAUUAUCUUGUAUGCUAGUCAGUGUGAAGUGAAGUGUAAAGUGUAGUGAAGUUUGAUUAAAAAGCAUCUUAACUUUAUUUAUACGUGUACAAUAAAUAUUUUU
Messenger RNA from Eriocheir sinensis (Chinese mitten crab), 2218 nucleotides. Its product is annotated as gamma-butyrobetaine dioxygenase-like. Lineage: Eukaryota; Metazoa; Arthropoda; Malacostraca; Decapoda; Varunidae. Gene Ontology annotation, cellular component: mitochondrion. Gene Ontology annotation, molecular function: oxidoreductase activity. Gene Ontology annotation, biological process: carnitine biosynthetic process. The record is from RefSeq and is a predicted model, not a curated record. The transcript is spliced from 9 exons. The coding region runs from base 238 to 1560 and encodes 440 amino acids.